This is a messenger RNA of Geodia barretti, 855 nucleotides long. Lineage: Eukaryota; Metazoa; Porifera; Demospongiae; Tetractinellida; Geodiidae. The record is from the annotation of a GenBank genome assembly.
AUGAACCCGGUGUACCUGGACUACAACGCAACCACCCCCGUCGAUCCCAGCGUAGCCGAGGCGAUGCUGCCCUACAUUUACGAGCACUUCGGCAAUCCAUCCAGCGGCCACCUUUACGGGCGCAACGCCAACGAGGGUGUCAACGUGGCCCGCAACCAGGUGGCGGAAAUGCUGGGAUGCCAUGCUGAUGAGCUCAUAUUCACCAGCGGCGGCACCGAGUCCAACAACUACGCGAUCAAGGGAGCGAUGUCCGCCAACCGGAGCCGUGGCGACCACAUGAUUACCUCGGCGGUGGAACAUCCGGCCGUAAUCGAAGUGUGCAAAUUCCUGGAGGCCCAGGGCUACCGCGUAACCUAUCUGCCGGUGGAUCAAUACGGAAUGGUUGACCCAGGGCAGGUUGAAGAGGCUAUUACGCCGCAGACAACGCUCAUCAGCAUCAUGCACGCCAACAACGAGGUGGGAACGAUAGAGCCCAUCGAGGAAAUAGCCGAGAUAGCCCACCGACACGGGGUGUUGCUACAUGCCGAUUGCGCCCAGUCAGUGGGCAAGAUUCCGGCGCGCGUGGAUGAUCUUGGAGUGGACCUGCUAUCGAUAGCGGGACACAAGCUUUACGCCCCGAAGGGUAUUGGGGCGCUGUACAUCCGGAACGGGAUAUCGCUGGAGAAGCAGAUGCACGGAGCGGGCCAUGAAGGAGAUUGGCGGGCGGGGCACCGAGAACGUCAUCCACAUGGCGGCGCUGGGGCGAGCGUGCGAAUUGAUCCAACACAACCUGCCCCAAUACCAGCGGCACAUGGCAAGUAUGCGCGGCCGGUUGGAAGCGGGGUUGACGGCGGUCUUUGGAGAGAUACGCAUUAA